CGCCGCUCGGCCCGCUCCCGCCAUGGCGCUGGAGGCGGAGGCAGCAGCGCUCGGCUCGUUCCUCGGGGCCUUCCCGGCCCCGCUGGGCCCCGCGGAGCCGCUGCCCUGGGGCGGCGCGGGCGGCGGCGCCCUCAGCAGGGCAGAGGUGCUGGGGGCGAUGGCCGAGCUGGCGGGGGGCCUGCUGGGCGCCCGCAGAGGUGUUUCACCACUUCUUGCAGCAUCGUUGAUCCAUGCUGCAGUUGAUGAAGUUCUCCAAACAGACUUGACUGAAUUUAAGCAGCAAAGUGUGGAAACGGAGGUAGAAGGAGAUCAGGAAAGGUUCACCUUGCUGGAUGGAGAGUCGUUGCAGCGCUGCUUCUUUAACAAGCUUUGGGAUAUCUGUUCUGAGUGGCAAAAGCAGUUGCCGCCACUGAGACCACUGAAGCGGUUCCUGCUUAUUUCUGUCCAUGCCAUCCGUAACACUCGACGGAAAAUGGAGGACCGCCACGUUCUGCUCCCGGAAUUCAAUCAGCUAUUUGGUUUAUCAGAUGACGUUGAUCGUGCUUACUUUGCGGUAUUUGAUGGCCAUGGUGGAGUGGAUGCUGCCAAUUAUUCAGCAACCCAUUUGCAUGUCAGUGUUGGGUUACACAAAGAGAUUGUUAAGAAUCCAGCUGAGGCCUUGAAAUGCUCUUUCCAGGAGACAGAUGAAAUGUUUCUUUUCAAAGCCAAAAGAGAGAAGCUGCGGAGUGGUACCACGGGCGUAUCUGCAUUGAUUGUAGGGAACAAGCUACACAUAGCCUGGCUAGGGGACUCACAGGUAAUGCUUGUACAGCAAGGAAAAGCCGUGACGUUAAUGGAACCUCACAAACCAGAAAGAGAAGAUGAGAGAGCACGUAUUGAGACCCUGGGUGGUUGCGUAACCUAUAUGGACUGCUGGCGCGUUAACGGUACCUUGGCUAUUUCCAGAGCAAUUGGUGACAUAUGUCAGAAACCCUACAUCUCUGGUGAUGCUGAUGGAGAUUCCUUUGAUCUGACUGGUUCUGAAGAUUACUUGCUCCUAGCCUGCGAUGGAUUCUUUGAUGCUGUCAAGCCAUAUGAGGUUGUAGACUUGGUCCUAGAUCAUUUAAUGCAAACCCAGGGAGAGGGGCUUAAAGCGGCGGAAAGACUGGUGGCUGCUGCGAAGGAAAAUGGAUCCAGCGAUAACAUCACUGUUCUAGUGGUGUUCUUGAGGGAUCCUCGGGACAUCUUGGCAGACUGUCUCAGAGACACUAAGAGACUUGGGGCUGGUGACGAUGCUCGAAGCUCGACGUUUAAUUUCCUCAGUUGUGAGGCAGAAGCCACACAGUGACAGAAUCUGCUUAAUCCAGAGCAUUCAAGUAAGUUCACGUAAGAAACUGCUUUCCACUGAAGAAGCCUCUAAAGCAAGAGGAAAACGCAUGCGGAAAAAAUAUGACAGAUGGACAAACAUUUAACAGAAAGGCAAGACUUCUUUUGCUGAGUUCCUGUUUGUCUUUUCCUUCCCUCUCCUGUCAAAGAACACUGAGCAGGUGUGGUGAUCUGUACAGCUAUUUUGUGUCUGGGAGGAGGCUUCUGAAGUGCGUCUCAGGGCUGCUGGUCAUGUCCCUCUGCCCUAGAAGUGUUAAGAAACCAUAACACGUAUAAGCUAAUGGGUGAGAAUACCCAUUUGUGAAUUCUGAGUGAAAAUCUAAAUCAGUGCUUAAAAAGAAUGCUGUGUGUUGUAUUUAACUGUGGUGUUUCUGGCUUUGGAGAUUCGGAGGAGAGAAGCUGUCACCAUCACAGCAAAGCAUGGUGUGUGGCCUUGUAGGAACAACUCGGUGUGUGAGAAACUGGGUGACACAGUUGUGCUGUGUUAAGUUGCUUUUGUUUUGUACCAAAGAUGAUAUUACAAGGAUGAUGUGGGCUGAAUGCUCCAGAAGGAGACCUAGAAAGCUAACUAGAAAUAUGACAGGCAAAGUGAUAAACAUCAGCUGCUUUCUGGUAUGCUCUGGUUUGUAAACUGGAACCCAGUAUUUAACUGCACUCGAUUAUUUCUCCCUAACACACGGUCUGUUGGCUGUUUGGCAACCUGAAAUGAAAGCACCUCUAUUGUUGUAUUUGAAAGAGAUUUUUACAGUACGUAUGCUCUAGCAGUUAAAUAUGCUCUGCUUCUGCCACGUUUCUUGUGUACUAUACAAAUGAGAAUUUUAUUUUUAUUCUAAAUGUUUAUUUGUUUAUUUACUGAACUUUACAGGUGGAGUUUUGCAGUGUUGCUUUAUUUUGCUGUGGUUUUUAUUUAAAUUAGAUUUUUAAAAUGGCUGUGUCCUUAUUAUCUGGUUUUAAAAACUGACUGCCCUCAAGUGCCUUAAAUAUUUUGCCCGAGGAUCGCUGGCUUCCUAUCAUAUUCUGGUGAGCCAGUUUAUAGUGUUUUUAAAAUGUGACUUUUUAGUUUCUUUUAUACUAAUGUUUGAUGCACUUAACUGUUUCAUUUUUGUGAGUGAUUGUAGUGGGAACUAGGUUUCAAGAAAAUAUUUCUUUAAUUGUUGCCAAAUCGUGUGGCUUGUACUAAAAGCUUCACAAUCUUACCUGUGACCCCCUGCCCCCACGCAAAAUGCUCUGGUUAGUAAAUGGUAAAGUAACUAUCCGAGUCACCAUGACUUUCAUUUUAAAAAUAAAUACAGUUCUGACUUUCACAAUAAAAUUUACUAACACGAGCUAUAAGUGGUUCCGUAACGGCUUUUUAUUAAUAGAUGGUUAAUUUGGCCAUGCUACAUGAACUUUUUGGGUCUAAAUAACUUUCUAAGGAGAUGUGAAGCUAAGGUGAGGAUGGAAGAGUUGUAACGAAGGUGUUUAAGGAACGGGUUGAUGAAGUGCUUAGGAACAUGGUUUAAGGGAGUGUUAGGAACAGUUGGACUCGAUGAUCCAGUGGGUCCUUUCCAACCUGGUGAUUCUAUGAUUCUGUGAAUGUGUAUGUCGUGUGGCUGUUACAGCCCUCAUGUGAUGGAGCCUCUGAUUGUGUUUGCUCUCGCCUCGCUAGCCUGGCUAGCAGGACUCUGCAAGAUCUGAAGGCUCAGUGGGAAAUGCGUUGGUAAUUUCUGUAUCUAAACAAGGAGUGCUUUACAUCUGGCAGCAAGAUUGUAUGCCUAAUUUAGAAGCACAUGGCAUUGCAAUAUGUCAGUCCUGCUGACUAAAUGUGUUGAACAUUAGUGUUGCUUGGGAAGGAAAAUUUUGUGGAAGAAUUGAGAUGGAUAAAAGGAAGACUGGAGUAGCACUGUUUGUCUGUAGAGUCUCUGAAUUGUCACCUGGUGUGGGGCAAGGCACUUACCCGAACAAGUUGAGAUUUUUGUUGAUUACUGUGGAUGAUCAUACGGUUUAAUGUAUAAACUCCUCAGUGAGCUACUAUGUCAAUGCCAUAGCAACUCAGGCAGCAACUUCCGUGUUUUGCUAUACAACAAUAGGAGCUUUUCCUCUGAGAAGGUUGCAAGCACUUUUCCAUCCCAUGCUGACCGUCCUAAAAGACAUAGGGAAGGCUUUUGUGAUGGCAACCCGGUAGGAUAGGUGUUAAUUUUUGGAUUUGCUAUCUCCCAUCUCUUUGAUUUCAAAUCCAGAUAUUCAGUGACAUGCUAAAUUCUGAUGACCACUAGUGCCUCUUUGUAUCUUGGAAACAGUUCUCAUUAUUAAUAUACUAAGAAUCGCACAAUUUUAUUUCACUGCUCUCGGAGGUUUAUCAGGGUAAGGGGGAAGCUAUUGUAUUCACAAAGGGAGGUGUGAAAUGUUGGUAAAAUCAUAGUAUGGUUUAGUUUCUGAAAUUUGCUUGUUUUCCUGAAAUGUGGAAGGAAUAGAGCAAGCCAGAUUCUUGGUAAUGAUCCUGUUAUUUCAGCCCUGCUGAGGCAGAUCUGCAUGACGGAGGAAUCAAAGUCUUAAGUCUUUCUGUAGAUAUUUACAGCUAUGUGAGAAUAUCCUUAUUUGUUUCAAAUUUGAUACAUUUUUUUUUUUUUAAUGGGAGUUAAGUGAGAUGGGCCUGUAGAAGGCUGCCUGUGGUAAUAAAAAAAAAGCACUUCUCAAGCUAUGCUGUAGGGAAUAAAUUCUGCUUUUUGAGAAGCUGUUCCCUUACAUAGAUGUCAUUCUGCAUGACCUAGUGUCUCAUGUCUUUGAAAUAUAAGUGGCUAGAAAUAGUCUUCAGGAACUCACAGCUUUCAGAGGGGGUGCAAAAUAGUUCUUUAAUUUUGAGAGACUUCUUGCUAGCUGUGAAACGUCUAGUCAGGUCUAUAGGGGUUGUAAGUGGGUAAAAAAUGGCAGUUUGUGUCCCGUUGUUGGAAUAAGUGAAUCUUGCUGUGUUGUGUACAGUAAAAUUUCACAUACUGUUUGGGGCACACUGGUUUUGGAGAGGUUUUGCCUAUUCUUGAAACUCUACUUUUUUUGAACUAGAAAACCCAACAUUUCAGCUUCGAUAUUAAAUCGGUAAUGAAAGUAGAAUGCAAGUAUGGAUUUUGGAAGUGCACUUUUAAAAAUACAUUGAAAAUGGUGAUCAGGAUGGCCUUGUCCUUAGGAUGGCAAAGCAACCUCCCAUUUUUUUUUCUUCACUUGUGACUUUGCUGUCACUCUUAGAAGCGACAAGCUACAAUGCAUGCUAUUACAAGCAGUGUCAGCAGUGUGUGUGGUGAGGAGAGAGAGGAAGAAGCUCUAGCAGAAGGCUAUGAAAUUGAACUAAAUAGUCCAAAAUACAGUGGUGGAGUUUUGAGUUUAUGCUUUGCAUGAGCUGUUCUUCUUUCCUCUUAAAGCAUUUUGGAUUUCUGUUGUUGGCUGUUCUAUUCGGUUUUUCUUCCCUCCUUUGUUUAAAAAAUAAUAAGUAAUAAUUCUGUCUUGGUGAGAGACUGAUCUUGGCUCGCUGGGCCUUCCCAGUGUCACGUGCAAUAUAUUCACACUUGUCCACCAAUGUCAGACAAAUUUGCCUGUUUCCUUGUUGUCUUUCUGUUAAGCCUUCAACAAAACCGAUUCUUGAGUCUAGCCAUCAUCUUUGAAGCCGUAGAUAUUAGCUACAUUUCAAUACAAAUGUUCAAUGAAAAAUGAAAGCAUUUUCAUAUUUUACUCUCCAAAUGAAUGCCUGCUGCUGCAAGUUAGCACCCAGCAUCAGAAGAGUUAUUCGUUAAAGGAGUUUGCAUUUUUAAAACAGCACACUUGAAUUCCUGUGUUGAGCUUCAUUGAAAGCUGCUUUUGUCGUUUUGCUUAGUGGGUAUCCAACACCUUUUUGCUUAUGGGUAAUUCUACCUUUCUUUCCCUUCCCUACCCCACCCUCUACAGCAAAGGAACACACCUAAAACAGUGAAGUCUUCUGGGUCUGAUAUAGACAAGAUCACAAUUCUACAGAUUACAUUUGUUGGGGGUUUGGUUUGGGGUGUUUUUUGAGAGUACAGAAAUGCAGGACAAAUUUUAGAACGGAGGGAGAUUAAAUAAAAUCCACCCUCUGAGUGAUAGAGGAGUGAAAGAGAAAGACAGGAAUGCAUUCAAGUAUUAUUAAUGCCUAUUUUAAAAAGGAAGUGGGCUGGAAAAAAGAGCCACAAAUGUCAGUGCUUUAGAGUGGAAUACCAGUGUUUGAAAGAAUUAGAAACACACACAUUGAAAAGGCAACACUCAGAUGUGGUAACUGUCUUCAAACAGCCAAGGAAGGAAUCGCAGCAAAAGCAUCUGAGGUGACUUACUGUGACCCCUCAACACCGUGUUGGAUGCUAAUGCUACUAAAAGGAUUUUUCUAGACAUCCUGAUGCGUACAGUAACGCUAUGAGGGAAUGCUCCCUAUGUGCAGUCACUGGUCACUGUGCAACUGGUGCCAUGGGUAAAUGCCAUCGAGUGUGUUAAUGAAUCGGUAUGGCUUGUGAGCUCUCCUAAGAUGAGUAAUUGGGCUCAAAGUGGUUACAGCAGAGCUGGCAGCUGAAUCAUGUUAAUCACAGUGACUUUAAUAGCAUUUAAUAGACACUUAUCUGAAUUCAAAGUCAGAUGAGAUACUGCUCUUCUUAAAAGCAUUUCCAGUGCUAUUAGCUUGCUGUCAUGCAAAGGCACUAAAAUUUCCAUUUUUUGCUGGGUGUUGGGAAGAGUGCUUCUCUUGCUUUCUGAAUACUGGAGAGAAGUUGGCUGUCUGCACUGGAAAACCUAAUUUCAGUUGAUAGUUUAGGGCAGCUCUUUGGGAUUUGGGAUUGAAACUUCCUUCCUAGGCAAUCCUUUAAAAACUAACAAAAACUAAAAAAAGUGCUUCCAAAACAAGUGGCUGAGGAAUCCAGGUAUUUCUAAAUGGCGCUGUACAAAAGGUAACCAGCAAGUACCCUCAAUCUGUACAAGCCGUAGACAAUUGGCUUAGCUGCUCAAAGUCUGAAUUAAGAUUGCAGCUCCACUCUUUAAGUGAGACUGCUGGUUAAAUUACUGGUAUUCUCAUGGAUGCAGGUACCCAGUACACAGCAUGAGACGUCGUCUAUUUCAGUUCUCGUAAUACUGAAGUAUCAAGCAGAUGUUUUAGGGAGAAGGUGGGGGGCUGUUAGCCAUGACACAGCAGAUUGCAGAUGAUUCAUAUAUAAUUUAGCUCUACAUAAGCCUCAGCUAAAUUUCCCUGCUUGGUCCCACAAUGGUCCCUUUUACAACUGGGCCUGUGCUGUCAGACAAAAUCCUACAAGGAAGUAAUAGCCCCUUCUCCCUUUUGAGGAGCAAACAACCGUUGGACAAAAUGUCAUUCAGGAAGGGUUGGAGAGAGAAAAAUGAGCUCUUAAAUGAGUGCAAAACUUCCCAAUCUACACUAUGUUAUUAUCUCUAAACACGUUUAUAGCAGGUCCGGUUGUUUUCCAACACAACUAUUCAAAUGCAAGGGGUUUUCUGCCGAGCUCUCAUAACCUUUAACUGAUGGCACCAAACCCAAGAGGCCAGGCCUCUCUACUUCCCUAAAUAGAGCCAGUAUAACAGUCACCCCUGCUGAGUAUUUGUUUUGCAGCACUGACAGGUCUAAGAGCUAAGCCAACCACUUUCUGCAUAUGUUUUUGUUGGUUUUAACACGUUUCUUGGAUCUUACUUUAAUGAAAGUUCUUUCUGUUGGUAUCAGUCAUGUCAGCUGAAAAGUAAUUAAAUGGAAAAACAAGGGAGUGACUGGACCCUAACACCUCUAUGUCACAGAUGCUUCUUAAAAUGAAGUGGUGGGCUCCUGUGAUAUCCUCAUCUCUGAGCAGAACAGGAAGCUAAAAUCUCUCAGAGAAUCAGUGAAACCUCUGUUUUUGUGUGACCCAACAGAGCUGAACUUGCAGGUCUUCCCACAAGCUAUUCCAUGGUCCUAGUUCAGUGUUCUCCGAGCCCUGCCUGCUGCUGCUGCACACAAAAAUAAAUGCAAGACAGCUGUGUUGGCAGCCUGGAAAAUUUAGCAAGAUGCAGCUUUUGUCAAACAGAAGAGGACAAAAUCAACAGGGAAAGAAAUGUUUUCAAGCUUCUUGGAAUGCAAACAAUGGAAUAAAAAUAAAAAAAAAGCAGCCUAGAAGAGUUGGCAGAGCACUGUCAGCUUAAAACCACUGUUUUAAGCAAAUGAAUUUGGCUGCUUUGUAAUGUCUGUUUUGUUUUGUUAACAAACUCCUCUCAGUCAGGGUUUCAUGUCUUGUUGUUGAUAUAUGCUUUUUAGUCUGGAGCUGAACGUAUCUGGGCUUUGUGACUCGUCAGAUUGUGAUCAUUGCAUUUUCUCUCAACCAUUAAGCGCGAUUACUAAUUUCUAGGAGACGUUUACAUAGCAAGUACUGAACUUAAUGAUUAAAUGGUUCUGGAUGCCCAUGCAUGAGAAUUUAAUCAGUCUUUCCUGAUAUAGCAGACCACUUCUUGCAGGUGUUCAAGGCCAGGUUGGAUGGGGCUUUGAGCAACCUAAUCCAGUGGAAGGUGUCUCUGCCCAUGGCAGGGGGAGUGGAACUGGGUGAUCUUUAAGGUCCCUUUCAACCCAAACCGUUCCAUGAUCUAUGUAGCGAUACACUAAGCAUGUGGCAGGUUUGUCAUGUUGGCAAAAGGAGCUGGAAGGUGUGGCCACCACUCCCUGCAGGAGGUAUCAAUCCUUUUAUCUAAGGAAUGAUUGUUUCUUCUGGAUGUCUAAGGAUUAAGAGUAAGUAGGAAACUAGAGAGAACCUGUGGGACUUUCCGAGGGUAAUUAAAUGCUGUGAUUUCCUUUUUUUAUGUUGCCCUUUCUGACUUUUUUGACAGGCAUUCUGCUUCAUGCUGGAUGAUUAAUGCUGCUUGCUUUUUUCCCGCCCCCCCCCCUUUCUUUCAGCGUGUUUAAUAAUAGCAAGAUGUUUGUUUUGUUGGGGGUUAAGACUUUAUACUGUCAAAAAUAAAAAAGGCUAGUAUAGUUUUAACUUUAAGUGCUUUUAACUUCCUCUCCCGAAAGUCAGUCCUGCUCUGUAUCCUUCUUAUUCUCUUCCCAGUUUUCUUUUUCUUCCAUCUUUUAUGUCCUUUUACAUUGUAAGCUCCCCCCCCCCCCCCAAUGCUGUAAACUCCAUUGCUGUUAAGUCGGUUUUGUUGCCGCUUUAAAUUUUAAUUUCAUCUGUGUUCAUAGUGAGUGUGGUCUGCUCUUUAGAGGCCUGCAGGAUCAGGAAGUAGAAAGUACCAUGUCAACUAGGAAGAAAAGAGACUGCAACAACUGUUGUGUCUUUGGCAUUGACCAGUAUUGAAUAUGUAAGAAAAAAAUCUGUUAUUUGCCUGUUAUUCCACAGGAAUACCUUAUUUCAUUUUAGGUAACAAUAGCUCUCAUCCUGAAUACAGGACUUCAGAAAUAUUCUUGUCUCUAUUUCCUUGCUCCUGCAGAUUGUCUGUGUUUUCAAACAUUUGUGCUGUUUAGAGUGGAGGGAAAAAAAGCUUUCUAGCAGCCUGCACCUCUUCAGUUCUCUCUUUUUCUUGCCCCAGCUGACCAAACAGGCAGGUCAGUAACUGCAGCGUACCCCAUAACCACAGCAUACCCAGUGGCUUGCUAGCCUCUCAGCCAGUGUAAUUCCUUGGUGUCUGCUCUGUAUUAUAACUCCAGUCCUGUGCAUAUUUAGUGGUAAGUUAGACCUCUUUAACUACUCCUGCUGACUUAAAAAAUAGAUGUUUGUAUCAGUAUUAAAAUAGUACAAGAGCAAAACUGUUGCUUUAGGCACAUUUCUUGCCACUGGGUUGGCUAAUGAACCUUGAAUGAAAGUAAGAGGGCCAGUGACUUUGAAAUAGGAGCAGUUAUCCUAGUGUUGUAGAAUCGUAGUCCUUAUUUAUUUUGUAUGCUAAUCUGCACUUGUGACCCUGAGCAGAAAAGCUGCAGUACAGCAGGUUUUAUAAGCUAUGACUUAACCAGUUCUGUGGUAUCUCAAAACUCUUAAGCUGACCGGUUUUGUGCACAGGUCAGAAACCUGUUGUCGUUGAUCAUUAAAUGGUAUGCAGAGUUUAAUUUCAUUUACACGGAUUUUUCUAAUAGUGCUUGUGUGUAUUAUGCUACAUUACCAUAUUUUAUAUAUAUAUCUAUAAUGUAUGUAUGUAUUGCAUGAGGUUUAAUUGUUUUUGUAUUGUCAGUUUUGUAUUCACACAGUGCCUCAUGUAUCUAUUUGCAUAUUGCAAGAAGUUGUUUCAAAGCACUGAUUGGAAACAGGGGGGAUAAGAACUCUCUAUUUGUAGGAUCUGAUGUUUCUGAAGUAUUAAUAAAGUAUAGUGAUUUGAA
Cuculus canorus (common cuckoo) is the source of this 9664-nucleotide messenger RNA. RefSeq names its product protein phosphatase, Mg2+/Mn2+ dependent 1F (gene PPM1F). Gene Ontology annotation, biological process: protein dephosphorylation; negative regulation of protein kinase activity. NCBI's taxonomy places the organism in Eukaryota, Metazoa, Chordata, Aves, Cuculiformes, Cuculidae. The record is from RefSeq and is a predicted model, not a curated record. Gene Ontology annotation, cellular component: cytosol. The transcript is spliced from 7 exons. The coding region runs from base 23 to 1327 and encodes 434 amino acids. Gene Ontology annotation, molecular function: protein serine/threonine phosphatase activity; cation binding.